AAAUUUGUUCAAUAGUUUAAUAGUUUAAGGAAUUGGGUUGAGUUCUAGAAAGUGGAAAAAGAAAAGUUGAAAUGGGCGAUUCAUUUCCCCUUUUCAACGAUCGUGAUCCUGCUGUGUUAUCAACUCUUAAGCGGUACCUCUCUCAGCCAAACAACAACGACGAAGACAAUGGCGACGGCUAUGCUACCUUUUGUUUUCAUUACAAAGGCGCUAUUCUUCGCUCGAUUGAACAACGGACAGGGAAUUCCACUGUCACGGACGCAGUUCUCGAUUCGUUAAUUUUAAUUGAAAAUCUCGACCGCCGACGGGGUGUUCUCCCUUCCGAAUCCAUGAAGGCAGCCUUUUGUGCCGUCGCCGUACACUGUACGGUCAGUUGUUUGCCGGUCUCAUGGGACAACUACUUCGAUGCUUUUCAGAGGAUUUGGGGAUUACGGAUUAAGAGCUUAGAGGAGUCAGGUAAGUCGGACCUUAUUUCUUCCGAGUUAGUCCAAUGGGGAACGGUAAUCGAAGCGGGCUUAUGGGAUUUAGAGACCUCUCAGAGGUUGUCGAGUGUCAAUACACGCGGUAAAGCGCUGCUACGUAUCAAAGGUUAUUUGGAGGAGGCCUUCCGUUCUAUGAGUCCUGCCUUGAGUCGGUUGGCUUCCGCUUCCACUACGGAGCCUACAGUGGAUCAUGCUGCCUCUGCGAAUCCUCAUCCUAGCACUGACGAAGGAAACAUGGAUAAUGUUGUAUCAGCUUCUGCUCAAGUCCCCUCGAGUCCUCAUCCUUGCAUUGACGAAAGGAACAUGGAUAAUGUUGUCUAUGCUUCUGCUCAAGUCCCUUCGAGUCCUCAUCCUUGUUCUGAUGAAGGGAAAAUGGGUAAUGUUGUCUCUGCUUCUGCUGAAGCCUCCCCAAGCCCUCACCCUUGCGCUGACAAAGGGAAUGUGGAUAAUGUUAUCUCUUCUUCUGCUCAAGUCCCCUCAAGUCCUCAUCCUUGCACUAACAAAAAGAAGAAGAUUCGAAGGGCAAGUUUCCAAGCUAGACAUAAGCCUCGUCCUCGCUGCAAGCAACCUAGAGGUGUUGUCAUUACUGACAUGGAGGAGGACCAGCCUCUUUGUACCAAAAAUGGCACCCCAUCAUCUUUUGAAGUUAAUGGAUGCUUGCAAGUUGCAAGUAAAACCAGGUCUGCUGCAUUGCUAGAUGGAGUAACUGAUUCCCCCUCCGAAGCCUUAGAAGUGCUUGAAUCGGUUGCCUUAGUCAUGGCUGGUAAAAAUUUCCACCCUAAAGGGAGUGUGGAAGACUCCAACAAGGACAAGGGUGAUCCUACCACAUCUUUUUAUCCAACUACUCAUCAUUGCACCGAAAAAGGAAAACAGAUUCUGAUGGUUAAUUCUCAAACAAGUGGUAACCCUAAUUCUUCCCAUAGGCAUUGUGAGGGACCUGCUGCCACUGCUGAUAUAGAGGGGUACCGGACUUUAUCAACUCCUGAUAUUGACAAAUUGCGAGACGCACUGACGUCAAGUAUUGCUGAUUUGACAGCUACUGUUGCUGAUCCCCUCCCUAAAGCCUUAGAAGUUGCUGCGACAUUAGUAUCUUUCAUGGAAGCAGCUAAAAGUUUAAGUACUGAUGGUGCUGAAGGGGAUGUAAGGAAGGAAAAGGGUGUUCCUGCAGCACCUAUGAAUUGUAAUUUUGAACAGGCUCAAGCUGAGAGGAGGGCACCUGACAAGGCCAUCAGAGAAGACCAGGACAAGAUGGCCAGGAGUGUUCCUGCUUCGUCUGUUGGUCAUAGUGUAGAACCCUCUCAAGCUAAGGAGGGGAAUGAAACUUUCAGUAGACCCAAGAAAGUGCCGAAGCGCAACUUAAUGAAGAGGAAUGAUGCUGCUCACACUCAUGAGAGGAGGGCGCCUUAUGAGGGCAUUAGAGAAGACUACAACAAGGUGGACGGGAGUGUUCCUGCACCAUCUGUCAAUCAUACUGCGGAACCUUCUCAUUCUAAGGAGGGGAAUGAAGCUGUCAUUCGACCCAAGAAAGUUCGUAAGCGCAGCAUAAUGGAAAGGAAUGACACUGCUCACGCUUCUGAGUGGGAGGAUUCAAUUGAUGGCUCUGAUGGAGGGACAAGUGGUUGUUCGAACAGGUGUACUUUACCAAGCCCUAAAACGAAUCAUGUGUCUCCACUGAAGGAAAGUGAACCCCAAAAGCAGAAAAACAGAAGAAAAACUAACUGGUGGACGCAUGAGGAAGAACAGGCAUUGAUCAAGGGCUAUCGAGAGUAUGGAACCCAAUGGAAACUCAUUCUCGAAUCCUACCGGGACAUAUUGAAAAAGAGAACUCAGGUUGAUCUCAAAGACAAAUGGAGAAACUUGAGCAAAUGAUAUGGUUCUUAUCAUAGGUUGUAUGUUCCUUUUUGGUCUUAUAACAAGUGCACAUGCUUACCACUGGCGCUAGACUUAGCUAAACUUGUGAAAUGGCCUUAUUUUGUGAAGUGAAAGAGGGUAUAGUUAUGACUUUUGAGCAGUGGUUUUUUUGAAAAGUGUAUAGCAAAUAGGAAUAGGAUACCGUAUAUAAUGACAUCCAGUUCCUAUAUCUACUGAAGUUGCUUUAGCUUUUGUAGUGUUGCAAUGGGAUGGGGAAUACUACUGGUGAAUGAUUGUAAUGGUAAUGUCUAUAGUGAUGGCUUCCUGUUCCUGUAUCUACUGAGGUAGCUUAACUUUAGCUUUUUGUAGUAUAGUAAAAGGGAAUGGGGAUACUGCUGGUGAUGAUGAUGGAAAUGCAAUAUUUUGUUGGAAGAAAAUUCUAAAUAUAUAAUGAUGGGGUUCCACUUUUGUGCGUGCCUUCUUGUUGUUGA
Molecule: messenger RNA, 2824 nt
Organism: Gossypium raimondii (Peruvian cotton)
Lineage: Eukaryota; Viridiplantae; Streptophyta; Magnoliopsida; Malvales; Malvaceae
Exons: 11
Coding region: 72-2351 (759 amino acids)
Source: RefSeq, a predicted model, not a curated record